GAAGGGGCCAUUCCCAAACUGUUCCCACAAAGUUGGGAGCAUGAAAUUUGUCCGAAAUAUCUUGCUAUUGACAGUUGGUGACUUCUGCACACUUCAACAUGCGCUGACCCCGCUCUGUCGUUUUACUUGGCCUACCACUUUGUGGCUGAGUUGCUGUUCUUCCCAGUUGCUUCCACUUUGUUAUAAUACCAUUAACAGUUGAUCGUGGAAUAUUUAGUAACAAGGAAAUUUCACAGAUGGACUUAUUGCACAGGUGGCAACCUAUCACGGUACCACGCUCGAAUUCACUGAGCUCCUGACAGCGACCCAU
Messenger RNA from Staurois parvus, 310 nucleotides. The record is from the annotation of a GenBank genome assembly. NCBI's taxonomy places the organism in Eukaryota, Metazoa, Chordata, Amphibia, Anura, Ranidae.